AUGGUUUCUUUUGGAGCACAUCUGUUCACACCAGUCCACACAAAUGAGCAACACAAGUCGUCCAUUGUUAGACCCCCCCAUGACAUCAAGUGGAUUCAGUUCUCCAGGAGGCACGUUGAGGGGAAACCGGAGUGGCGCUCCGGGACGGCCACCUCUCCAGUGGAGCUCGGCCUGCGGGGGGGAGGCGUCAGAUUCCCCACAUGCCGGGAGGCAGCUGCUGACGGGGGUCACUCGGGUCCCCUGCACGGGGCCCCCACAGGUUCAGCCGCGAAGGGAAUGCGAGGAGGUGGAGGAGUUCAGGAGGCCUUCGCCAAGAUGAGGUCUGUGGCGGAUCACCUUACCUCAGACCUCGGUCCAGACCUGCGCCAAGUUCUGCUCCACCCGCUCCUAAAACCUGCUGUGACACGAGAGUCACAAUCCUGGCCUGACUUCCUAUGUGGCCGUGGUGAAGGUCACAAUCCUGGCCUGACUUCCUAUGUGGCCGUGGUGAAGGUCACAAUCCUGGCCGGCCAAACAUUCCCACAGCAGUCGUUGGUGAUGCAUCACAGCUUACGCCGCCGCUGCUUAUUUGAGGUGCGCAAGGAGAAGGAGAAAGAGAAGGAGAAAGAGAAGGAGAAGGAGAUGGAGACGGAGAAGGAGAAGAAGACAGAGACUGAGAGGGAGAAGGAGAUGGAGAAGGUGAAGGUGAAGGAGAAGGAGAAGGAGAAGGAGAAGGAGAAGGAGAAGGAGAAGGAGAAGGAGACUGAGACGGAGACGGAGAAGGAGAAGGAGAAGGAGAAGGAGAAGGAGAAAAAGAAGGAGAAGGAGAUGGAGAUGGAGAAGGAGAAGGAGAAGGAGAAGGAGAAGGAGAAGGAGAAGGAGAAGAAGAAGAAGAAAGAGAAAGAGAAAGAGAAAGAGAAAGAGAAGGAGAAGGAGAAGGAGACGGAGACGGAGAAGGAGAAGGAGAAGGAGAAAAAGAAGGAGAAGGAGAUGGAGAUGGAGAAGGAGAAGGAGAAGGAGAAGAAGAAAGAGAAAGAGAAAGAGAAGGAGAAUGAGAAGGAGAAGGAGACGGAGACGGAGAAGGAGAAAGAGAAGGAGAAGGAGAAGGAGACGGAGAUGGAGAAGGAGAAAGAGAAGGAGAAGGAGAAGGAGACGGAGACAAAGAAGGAGACAGAGAAGGAGACGGAGAAGGAGAAGGAGACAGAGAAGGAGAACGAGAAGGAAAAAUUGACAAAGAAGGAGAAGGAGACAGAGAAGGAGAAGGAGAAGGAGAAGGAGAAGGAGAAGGAGAAGGAUAAAGAGAAGGAGAAUGAGAAGGAGAUGGAGACAGAGAAGGAGAAGGAGACAGAGACUGAGAGGGAGAAGGAGAUGGAGAAGGUGAAGGUGAAGGAGAAGGAGAAGGAGAAGGAGACUGAGACGGAGACGGAGAAGGAGAAGGAGAAGGAGAAAAAGAAGGAGAAGGAGAUGGAGAUGGAGAAGGAGAAGGAGAAGGAGAAGGAGAAGGAGAAGGAGAAGGAGAAGGAGAAGAAGAAGAAGAAAGAGAAAGAGAAAGAGAAAGAGAAGGAGAAGGAGAAGGAGACGGAGACGGAGAAGGAGAAGGAGAAGGAGAAAAAGAAGGAGAAGGAGAUGGAGAUGGAGAAGGAGAAGGAGAAGGAGAAGAAGAAAGAGAAAGAGAAAGAGAAGGAGAAGGAGAAGGAGAAGGAGACGGAGACGGAGAAGGAGAAAGAGAAGGAGAAGGAGACGGAGACGGAGAAGGAGAAAGAGAAGGAGAAGGAGAAGGAGACGGAGACAAAGAAGGAGACAGGGAAGGAGACGGAGAAGGAGAAGGAGACAGAGAAGGAGAACGAGAAGGAAAAAUUGACAAAGAAGGAGAAGGAGACAGAGAAGGAGAAGGAGAAGGAGAACGAGAAGGAGAAGGCGAAGGAGAUGGAGACGGAGAAGGAGACGGAGACUGAGAGGGAGAAGGAGAUGGAGAAGGUGAAGUACGGAGCUGUGGGAAAGUGGGCUCUCUGCGCCGCAUGGCUGCAGCAAGUGUACACGCCGCGGGGAUGGAGUUACACGCCGGUGCUAAAGGGGGCUGAGUCCUUCAAAGACCCGGUGCCUUUCAUGAACUCACUUGUGGAUCACAAAAACCACGGCUGA
Molecule: messenger RNA, 2121 nt
Organism: Entelurus aequoreus (snake pipefish)
Lineage: Eukaryota; Metazoa; Chordata; Actinopteri; Syngnathiformes; Syngnathidae
Product: DNA ligase 1-like
Exons: 6
Coding region: 1-2121 (706 amino acids)
Source: RefSeq, a predicted model, not a curated record